AAACAAGAUUGACAGAAGUUCCAAUUCUUUGGAAGAAGCAGUACACGAUAAAUGAAAUAUAGAUUAUAUUUUGUUUUGGUGACAUGAUGCUGGCGACUAUGAACAAGUUUUUAACGAACGCAAAUACAAACAUUAAGGUGUACAUGCUGGCCUACCUAUUUCUGCUGAGUGUAAAGAGUUCUCUCGCUACAAUAACCUACAGCAAAGCUUCCCCGUACUGUCAGUGCUGUUCUGGACCUCCAGGUACCCCCGGGGGUCAUGGCAACCAGGGUCUCUCUGGACCCAGGGGCAUGACUGGAUUUAAGGGGCAGAAGGGGGAGAUAGGAAAUUCAGGAAUACCAGGUCCUCAGGGACCUACAGGAAAGGCAGGGGAUCGAGGCAGAAGGGGUAGAAAAGGACUGAAAGGUGAAUGUGGCGUCCGAGGAACCAAAGGGAUGCGAGGAGAGGUCGGCCCUUAUGGUGUCAUGGGUCAAAAGGGGUCAAAAGGCGAAUCUGGAGAGCUGCGCAGACAGGUGGCAUUUUCAGCCAGUAGGACGUCCCGACUUGGUCCAGUUUUAGAAAAUACCAUAGUGAUAUACGACAAUGUGUUCACCAAUCAAGGUGACAGCUUCGAUCCCUACACUUCCACUUUUAUUUGCAAAGUCAACGGCACAUACUUAUUUGCUGCCCAUGUUUUAUGUAACCUGGAUUCUGAUGCGUUCGGCUGGAUAAUGAUGAACGGAAAUUAUGUGAUCCCUAUGCAUGGCGACCAACGCGCUGGAUAUGGGACAGGCAGUAAUACCAUUAUUCUACACCUUGUGAAAGGCGAUCAUGUCUGGAUACAGCUGUCGAAAAACUCCUCUCUCCUUAACGACUAUUCAACAUUCUCCGGCUACCUGCUAUAUGCAGACUGAAUUGUUCAUUUAAAAUUGUCGUGGAAAUGUUCCUUAAGUCAACAACAUGAUAUUAUUUCUGCAGAAAGUGCAUCAGAAAACACAUUCAUAGUUUCUGCAGAAAAUGCAUCAUUAAAAGAUAAUUCAAUGUUUCUAUAGAAACGGGACCUGGAACUUAUGUAGUUGAUAAAUCUAAGUAACAAUGUUUAGAGUAUCAUUUAUAAUCUAAAAUCAGUCAUUAUUAUCAAGUUUAGUUCCAAAGCAAUUCAAAACAUAAAAACAAAAAGAGAGAAAAGAAUUGAAUUGAUUGAAAAAUCAUAAAAAUACUUGUUUUCAUGCAUCAAACAUAUUUGUUUGUCUUCAGCAGUGGGUUUGUCUCUAUACAGGACCAUAUUAUAAAAAAAGGUUUUAUAUGACUAUAAACAAUGCACAUGUUUCACAUUUUCAUAUGUUUCAAAAUACUUUUCAUGUUAAGAUUGUAAAGAAAUGAAAAGUGUAACCGUACAUUAACUUUGCCUGUUUCAUGAUAUCAUUAUCUCCCCUAAACCAUGCCAUUCAGUAAUAAUAUUAGAGAAUUACAAUUAUUUCUUUAAUUUCAAUUUCAGUUUGUUGUCAACUGUAAAAUCAAAUUUCAUUGGAGUAAAAUAAAUGUUGUGGUUUCUUUAC
Messenger RNA from Mizuhopecten yessoensis (Yesso scallop), 1538 nucleotides. Its product is annotated as complement C1q tumor necrosis factor-related protein 2-like. The record is from RefSeq and is a predicted model, not a curated record. Bases 84 to 893 code for a protein of 269 amino acids. The transcript is spliced from 3 exons. Lineage: Eukaryota; Metazoa; Mollusca; Bivalvia; Pectinida; Pectinidae. Gene Ontology annotation, molecular function: protein binding.